Messenger RNA from Strongylocentrotus purpuratus (purple sea urchin), 2588 nucleotides. RefSeq names its product nucleolar and coiled-body phosphoprotein 1-like. The transcript has 6 exons. Gene Ontology annotation, molecular function: protein binding. Bases 74 to 2461 code for a protein of 795 amino acids. NCBI's taxonomy places the organism in Eukaryota, Metazoa, Echinodermata, Echinoidea, Camarodonta, Strongylocentrotidae. Gene Ontology annotation, cellular component: nucleolus; nucleoplasm. The record is from RefSeq and is a predicted model, not a curated record.
GUGCGAAAUUGUCUACACUCAUUUUUCAGGAUUGUCAUGUUUUACUAAAUAUUAGCUCUCAAAGGACCCAAACAUGGAAGAAGCUACUCCAAGUCAGUUGUUCCCACAUGUAUUGAAAUAUUUGAUCCAAAAUAAACUGGAGAAGGCUGCAAAAUGGUUCAAAAAAGAAACGGGAACGCAUCCUCCAGACACUGAUCAGCCAUCAGUCAUGGAUUUCUACAAGGCAUGGUGGAAGAAAGAUAAGACGUCAACUAAAAGAAAAGGUGAGAGUAGCCAGGCAGCAACCGGUGGACCUCUUGCAAAGAAGGUUCGAAAGAGUGAAACGAGCAGUAGUGAAUCAAGUUCGGACGAUGAAACGCAGACGACGUCAGUCAAGGCACCGGUAAAAAAAGUUGCAACCAGCUCAGCAGGACUGAAAAGAAAGAAUGCAGAAUCGAGCUCAGAUGAAUCAAGCAGCGAUGAUGAACCAGCGGUUAAACCCAAGAAAGUUCUUAAAAAAACUCCUGCCAAAAAACAACAGGAGAGUUCAAGCAGCGAGGAGGAAUCCAGUGACGAUGAAAAAACAGUUCAGAAGCCUGCAAUCCCUGCCAAAAAAGUCCCAGUGAAAAAGCAGGAGUCGAGCAGCGAAGAAAGUUCAAGUGACGAGGAAGAGACACCUGCUCCAAAAGUCACACCAAAAGGUAAAACGACGAAGCAACAAAAACAGGAUUCUAGUUCCGAUUCAGACUCUUCCUCGACGGAUGAAGAAGUAGUAAAAAAGAAUGCAGCAAAUUCCAAAGUUAGAAAAGCUGUUAAGGUUACACCUGUUCCAUCCAAGUCCAAACCAGCUGAGUCUAGCAGCUCAGAAAGUGAUUCAGAAGAGGAGGUAAAGAAAAUGCCAAAGGCGAAGCAAACGCCAAACAAGGCUAAAACAGUACCGGUAAAAAAGGCAGAAUCAAGCAGCUCGGAUAGUGAUGAUGAUAGCGAGGAGGAUGUUGCCCCUAAACCAGUAAAAGUUGCCACACCAAAAGUGAAAUCAACUUCAAAAGUUACCCCAAAAGUUACCCCAAAAGUUACCCCAAAGGCCCCUAUUAAAAAGGCGGAGUCGUCUGAAUCUUCUGAAAGUGACUCUUCGGAUGAUGAGAGUGCUGCUAAACCGGUGAAAGCUACCCCAAAAGGUGUCAAGGUGAAUGUGAGUAAAGCCAAGGUGCCUGCUGCAAGUAGUUCAGAGUCUGACUCGUCAUCAGAGGAAGAAGGUGAAAAAGUGAAACCAGCUCCGAAGGCGACCAAGGUGACCCCCGCAAAGACUCCUUCAAAGAAGAAGCCCGUCUCAAGCAGCUCUGAGAGUGAUUCCUCAUCAGAUGAAGAGGAAGCAAGUAAGAAGACUCUAAAUGCAACAAAGUCUCAAACCAAGUCUCCUGCGGCUAAGAAGCCGGUCGAAGACAGCAGUAGUUCAGACUCAGAAAGCGAUUCAGAUGUUCCUGCUCCCAGCAAAACGGCCAAAUCUCCUGCAACUAAGAAGCCAGUUAAAGAUAGCAGUAGUUCAGAUUCAGAAAGCGAUUCGGACGUCCCUGCUCCCAGCAAAACGGCCAAAUCUCCUGCAACUAAGAAGCCGGUCGAAGACAGCAGUAGUUCAGAGUCCGAAAGCGAUUCAGACGUUCCUGCUCCCAGCAAAACGGCCAAAUCUCCUGCGGCUAAGAAGCCAGUCAAAGACAGCAGUAGUUCAGAAUCAGAAAGCGAUUCAGACGUCCCUGCUCCAAGCAAAACGGCCAAAUCUCCUGCGACUAAGAAGCCUGCCGAAGACAGCAGUAGUUCAGACUCAGAUAGCGAUUCGGACGAUGCUGCUCCCACCAAAACAGCCAAAUCUCCUGCACCCGGUAAACAAGCCAAAUCUCCUGCGACUAAGAAGCCAGUCGAAGACAGCAGUAGUUCGGAAUCGGAAAGCGAUUCCGACGAUGCAGCACCCAGCAAACCUCAAACCCCCAAAGCAGUGAAGGUUAAUGGCAUUCAACAUGGUAAUGACUCUGAUGGCAGUAGCGAGAGUUCCGAGUCGGAAGAGGAAAAGACGCCAGUGGCGAAGAAACAGGUCUUGACAAAGAAGAGACGCCAAUCAUCAAGCAGCGAAAGUGAUAGCGAUGAGGAGGAAGAAAGCCAGAAGAAUAUCAAAGGAACACCAACCCAAGAUGUCAAGGAGACACCCAAAACACCUAACACAGUCCCAAAGAUGAAGAAGGGGAGGAAGUCCAAUGAACCAUUUCGCAGAGUAAAAGAAGAUGAUCAUGAGGUUGAUUGGCGUCUCAAGGACAAUUCAUUUGAUGCUAAGAGAGGAGCUUCUGGUUGCUGGGGAGAGCGAGCCAACAGAGAUCUGAAGGUGGUGAAGGGCAAGGCGUUCCGUCAUGAGAAGACCAAGAAGAAGAGAGGCAGCUAUAGAGGCGGGCAGAUCUCCACCACAAUCAACUCCAUCAAGUUUGACAGUGAUUGAGUGAUUGCCAUGGAAACAGACCUCGUGUGGACAUCUGGCAAAUGGAAGAGGGGAAAGAUGACUUCUCAAAGUGAAGCCAAGAAAUCAGUUUUGUAACCUGCUGAUGGCCAUCAUGACACCUUUAAAG